AUGGCAAAGCAAAGGCUAACAGCUCUCGACAUACGCGCCAUAGUAAGUUUAUGCAAAAAUAUCAUUGUCGGAUGUGUUGUAACGAAUAUUUAUAAUAUUUCAAAUAAAAUUUACAUUUUGAAAUGUUCGAAAAAAGAGCAAAAGUAUUUUUUCUUGAUAGAAGCAGAAAAGAGAAUACAUAUAACAGAAUGGAAAAGAGAGAAAGAUGUGAUGCCAUCUGCAUUUACUAUGAAGUUAAGGAAACAUUUAAGAUCUCGCAAAAUUACUAACAUAAGCCAACUUGGAGGAGACAGAGUUAUUGAUAUCCAAUUUGGAUUUGAUGAGAAAGCUUGUCAUUUAAUUGUUGAAUUAUAUAUUACAGGAAAUAUUAUACUUACAGACAAUAAUCACAAAAUAUUAUCCAUUUUAAAAAGUAAUGAUAUCAUUGGAAAAAAAUAUAGUGCAAAUGAUAUAUAUAAUCUAGAAGAACAUGAGUCUAUAUUGUUACACCAAAAUUUAAAAGUAGUUGAUAUGGAAAAUGUAAGAAAAAGCAUUAACGAAAUAUUCAUGUUUCAUAACAAUGCACCUAUAGAAGAUGUAGUAGAUCUAACUAAGAACAUACGAAUAAAUCAGGGAAAUGAAAUCACAUCGAAUAAACUAGAAAGUAAUCUCAUGAAAAAUACGAAUACGCAUUUAGUAGAAAAUAAAAUUAUUUCUUCUAAUCUCUCAAAGGGUAAAGAUGAUAAUAUUGUAAUCGAAAAGGCCACCAGCAUCAAAAAGGGGAAUGAUAAGAAUAUUAAUAAUGAAGAUAAUGAAAAGAAAAUGGGAAAUGUGAAAAAUAUGAACACAGAUAAACCUCCUUUUGGUAAUAAAGACAAGUCUAAGGAUAAAUCAAAAAAUAAAGAGAAUGAGAUUAUCAAAUUAAAAAGUAGUAAAAGUGCAGAAGUAAAGAUCCUUCCAAUAUUGAAGAAUAAUUCGAAUAAAAAAAAUGAUCCUGCUAUUUGUAGUGAUAAUGAGAAAGGCAAAAAGGUGAAAAAGAUUAAAACUCUGACAGAUUUAGCUAGUAAAUUAAUUAUUUUUGCACAUGGUGAUUUAAUUAUUCAUUCGUUAAUCACAUGUAAUGUGAAUCCAUCUGAUUUGUUAGAAAAAUAUACCUUAAAUGAAUUAACAGAAAUUUUAUUUAAAGCUAUAAAUGAAGCCUUGUGUGUACUAAACAGCUUUAGUAGUGGUGAAGUGUGCUGUAUUAAGGGUUACGGUUUUGCUACGAAAUGUGGUGAAAAGAAUGCAAAUAAUAUGGGGGGAAAAAAUAAGAAUGAAAUGAGUGAACAAAAGAUUCAUGUUAAAUCUUCUGACGUCAAUAAAUCUACUAAGGAGGCAGAAAAAAAUGAAGAUAUUUUAUUUUCCGAGUUUUCUCCAAUUAUCUUAAAGAUUCAUAAAAAUAAAAUAGAGGAAAAUAAAUUGGAGGUUAUACAAUUUGACGAUUUUAACAAAUGUGUGGACACCUAUUUCAGCAAAAUGGAAUUGUCAAAGUAUGAUAAACAACAAGAAGUAAUUAAAGUUAAGAAAUCUCGUACAAAAAUGGAUAAAAUUAUAUUAGAUCAUGAAAAAAGAAUUGAACAAUUAGAGAAUGAAGUAAGCAUAUUAAAAAAAAAAAUUUCACUGAUUCAAAUGAAUGAUGAAUUAGUUGAUCAAGCCAUACAAUUAAUGCGCUCUGCCAUAAGUACAAAUGCUAAUUGGGAAAAAAUAUGGGAUCAUAUUAAACUUUUUAAAAAACAGAAUCAUUCUAUAGCAUUACGAAUUAAUUCUGUAAAUUUUAAUAAUUGCGAAAUAGAAUUACUCUUAGAUAGUUGUGAAGAAUUGACCGAUGAAGAAGACAAAAAAAUGAAUUCCUCUUCUAAUGAAAAUGAAAAGGAUACAACACCCAAAAAGAGAAAUGUAAAAAAUGGUUCCACUCCAGUUACUAUAAAUUUAAACAAUUCAGUGUAUGGAAAUAUUGAAGAUUAUCAAAAGUUAAGAAAAAAAGCUGAAGAAAAAAUUAGAAAAACGAAAACAUCUACCAAUUUAGCUGUUAAAAAAGUGGAAAAGAGAAAAAAAGAUAAAGAGAAUAAGCAAAAGGGAAAGAAUAACAAAGUAGUACGUCAAAUUCAAAAAUUAAGAAAAGUAUACUGGUUUGAAAAGUUCCAUUGGUUUAUGUCAUCAGAAAAUUAUUUAGUAAUUGCUGGCAGAGAUGCCUUACAGAAUGAAAUAUUAUUUAGGAGAUAUUUUCAAAAGAAUGAUGUUUAUGUUCACGCCGAUGUUCAUGGUGCAGCAACAUGCAUAAUUAAAAAUCCACAUAAAGAUAUACCCAUUCCAGAAAAGACACUUUCAGAAGCUGGACAAUUAGCUAUAUGUAGAAGCUCUGCAUGGAAUGACAAAGUUAUUACAUCAGCCUGGUGGGUGCAUUAUCAUCAAGUUAGUAAAUCUGCACCGACAGGGGAAUAUUUAAAAACGGGUUCCUUUGUAAUUAGAGGGAAAAAGAAUUAUUUGCCCCAUGUAAAGUUAGAAAUGGGACUGUGUAUAAUUUUUCAAGUGGAUAAUGAGGUGCCGAACGAUAAUGAAGAGAAUAAUUUGGACGAUACGCAGAGGGAGAUUGAAAAUGGGGGAAAAAAUGAAAGUAAUUAUAAUAACCAUGGAGAUGAAAAUAACAUGAGCAAAGUCAAGGAUCUUGAUAGUACAAAUGGAUCGAAUAACGAUUCUAGAAAAUGUAAAGACGUAGUGGUAGGUGCGAAAGGAGAAGAGGUUUGUGUGAAAAUAGAUAACUCGUAUACGAAUUUUAAACCAAACUGUUUUUUGAUUCGUCAUAAUGAGGGGAAAAAGGAGAAUAACAAGGACCCACUUGACAGUCAUAGCCUUAAUUCAGCAUUGGAAACAAGAUUCACAUUGAAGAAUUCCAAAGAGACGAAAAAUUGUGUUGCUUCAAAUGUAACUUUCGGAUGUCAUUUAAAAAUGUGUGAAAAUAAUAAACGUGAAAGGAAUAAAUUUGUCAAAUUCAUUUUACAUUACAUAAGUAGAAAAAAUUUGUUUGAAGAGAAUUUUAAGAAAAAGUACAAUCAUAUAUUUUCCAUUUUUGCAAAAUUUGGAAUCGUUUACAAUUAUGAAGAAACCAUUGUUAAAUUGCUAUGUGAAAAACUGACAUAUAAUUUGUGGUACAAUAAGGGAAAUUGUGGAACCAUUUUUAAAUUUCUUUUAUGCAUCAGAAAUAAGCAUACUUCUAAAUGUUGUAUAUGUAUGCCUUUUAAGAAGAAUUAUAAAAGGCUUAUAUUUCUUAUUUGUAAUUUUAGCAUAUAUUUCCUUUUAGAUUCUUAUUCAAAUAAGAAAAGUUACUCCUCUUUGGAAUAUCCUAAAUUAGCAAAAUGUUUCCCAAAUUUGCACAUAAUUUUUAGAAAAUUAAAAAAUGCCUUAAUCUAUCUUUUGGCACAUAAAAUAUUUCAAAAAAGCAAGAAUAACACUUAUUCCAGCAUAUCUUCAGAGGAUAUAUUAGAUGUAUUUUUUCCAUAUAAAAAUUAUAAUAUUUUUAAGAGCCCCAAGAAUUAUACAAUAAUGCACAACAAUGAGUUAAAACCGAAGAACUUUUUUUCUUCCUAUUGUAUGAAUGAAGUGAUACAUGAAGAAUUUGAUGAUAAAAUUUUGAACGAUUAUGUUUGUGAAAGUAUGAAAAAACCACGUCUCUUAGUUGAGUGCAAUAUAUAUGGUGCACCGCCCGUGGCUUUCAAAGAUGACGAUUCUGAUUAUUCUAAGUCAGAUAAGAAGGAUAAAACAGGAAGAGUUAAUUUCUCACCCUCUAGUAGUUAUAAUGAAAAGAGAGAAUGUAAAGAGGAGGAAGAGGAAGAGGAAAAGGAAGAAAAAAAAAAGCACGUUUCAUUCACAAGUCGUGAAGAAGCUUCCAAAUCUACAAGACCAACGAGGUCCCGUAAAGGAACGGGGUUUGUAAAAAUGGACCUAAGUAAACUACUUCAAGAAAUAGAAGAUGAAGAAGAAGAAGCAGAGAAGAAAUCAGAGGGGAAUGUCGAUAAAGAAGAAAGGUGCAAUAAUCAAUGUGAAUUCACCAAAGUUACGUUUAACGAAGCAAAGGGGAAAAAUGUUGAGGGGAAAAACGUAACUUUCACAUCAGAAGACGAAUCUGUUGAUGUUGUAAAACAAGAAUCGUUUAAUGCUCCAAGACCUGUGAGGUCACGUAAACCCACUGGUUUUGUCAAAAUGGAUAUUUCCAAAUUUAUUGAGGAGAUAGGAAGUGAGGAAAAUGCCAAAGAACCCAUAGAAUCUCCAGAAACUAACAAGACGAAUGGACAGAUCGAAAUGAACCAUGUGAAUGGAUUGAAUGAAGAUAAGAAGGAAAAUUCAAGUACCACGUUUAAUGAAAAUCCACAUAAGAAUAUUAUGAGAAAAAAGAGUGUGUCAUUUAGUUCAGAAGAUGAACAUAUCUAUGUUGAAAGACAGGAAUCACUGAAUGCUCCAAGACCAGUUAGGUCGCGUAAACCCACUGGAUUUGUCAAAAUGGAUAUUACAAAAUUACUUGAGGAGAUAGAAAAUGAAGAGAAGUUGGAAGAAUGUGGAGAGACGAAUCAAGUGCAUGAGAACAGUGAAAUGAAUCAUGUAAAUGGAUUACAACAUUUGAAUGAAGUGGAGGAAUAUAAGGAGCUAUCAAAAGUGAGGUUUAGAGAAAAUGUAGAUAAUGAUGAUGUAAAAGAAAGGAACAUAACACUUAGUUCUGAAGAUAUGUAUGGAGAAAAGAAAGAAUCCUCGAGUUUGUCAAGACCAACAAGGUCUAGAAAACCUACAGGUUAUGUCAAAAUGGAUGUUAGCAAAUUGCUUGAAGAGAUAGAAAAUGAAGAGAAGUCUGAAGAAGUGAAACAUGAUAAGAAAAAAGAUUCAACAAUAAUAUCUGCUGAUAAUUAUUCACCUAGUGAUGAUAGCAAGAAAAAAAGUGUUACCUUUACAUCUCAAAAUGGAAAAUAUGUUCUUCCGAAGGAACCAGGAUCCCCGAGCUUUUUGAGACCAAUUAGAUCACGAAAAGCAACAGGUUUUGUUAAAAUGGACAUGAGCAAAUUGCUUGAAGAUAUAGAAGCCCAAGAGGUAGAGGAAGAUAAUAAUGGCGUACCAAAAAAAAAAGACGCAAGAGAGGCAUCAGAAAAUUCGGAAGAUGAUGACGGUACAAACCAUCAGGAAAGUGGCAAAAAUGGCCAAGAUGAGGCACAUGAGUCGGAUGAGUCGGAUGAGGCAGACGAGACAGAUGAGGCAGACGAGACAGAUGAGGCAGACGAGACAGAUGCGGCAGACGAGACAGACGAGACAGACGAGACAGAUGAGAACGCAGAAACGAGUGAAGAUGAAAAUUCGAACCAUUUUAGAAAGGACCACGGAAGUGAUGAUUAUCAUGAUGGAAAUAAUCAAUCUGCAAAAGAUAAGAAUGGAAAGAAGGGAAAUAGUGAAAAAAAGGGGGGUUAUGAAAAAGAAAAAAAUGAGAAGAAUGGAGAUGAGACAAAUAGAGAGAAACCAUAUGGAAAUAAUUCAAAUAAACAAAUUGAUAACAAGGUUACAAAAAAUAAAGUAAAAGGGGGAAAUGCUUCUUUUACCAAUUGUGUUGCAAUAGACCAAAAAAAGGAUAAGGUAAUAUAUCUUGAAAAAAAAAUAGCAAAAGAAAACAUUUGUGUUCAUUUACUAAGAGGAGCAAGGACAAAGAAAAAGCGAAUGAAAAAAAAAUAUAAGGAACAGGAUGGCGACGAAGAGGAAAGACAAUUGCAUAUGAAAAUAAUUGGAGCUCGGAAGAUGAAACACGAGACAGCAAAAACAAAAAUAGAAAAAUUGGAGAAUCAUGUAAGAGAACAGGAGAAAAAAUAUAGAAGCCCUAAAGAAGUCACAGUAAAUUAUGAAGAAAUAAAUGAGGAUGAAAUGAAGAUAAAAUUAAGCGAAUUAAAAAAGUUGGUAUGUACACCCAAAGAAGGGGAUAAUUUAUUAUAUGCAAUUCCGAUGUGUGCACCUUACUCGGCUAUUCAAAAUCAAAAAUAUAGGGUGAAACUAGUUCCUGGAAACGCCAAAAAGGGGAAAGUUGCCGAAUCAUGCAUUUCACAUUUCCUGAAAAUUUCAACCGAUGAAAAAGAAAAGGAACUCAUUAAAAAUAUAUCGGUGGAUGAACUCGGAAAUUGUAUCAUUACAAAUUCGACACCAGACUUAAAAGAGUUGAAACCAAUAUCCAAAUAUAAUAUGAUACAAAAGGGGAAAAAAAGCCAAAAGACAAAAUGA
Messenger RNA from Plasmodium gonderi, 6258 nucleotides. RefSeq lists its product as hypothetical. Lineage: Eukaryota; Apicomplexa; Aconoidasida; Haemosporida; Plasmodiidae. Gene Ontology annotation, biological process: rescue of stalled cytosolic ribosome; ribosome-associated ubiquitin-dependent protein catabolic process. The record is from RefSeq and is a predicted model, not a curated record. Gene Ontology annotation, cellular component: RQC complex. Gene Ontology annotation, molecular function: ribosomal large subunit binding; tRNA binding. The transcript is spliced from 6 exons. Bases 1 to 6258 code for a protein of 2085 amino acids.